GCGGCUGCUGCCGGCGAGCGAGCGAGCGGAGAGGCGGUGGACACCGGAGACCGAGCGCGGCGGCUCCCGAAGCGCACCCAGCGGCAGGGCGAGGCGGCCCGCGGCCCGGCGCGCACCGGGAGGGGAGAGCCCGUGCGGGCAAUAGGCGGCGGCGGCGGCAGCUCAGACGCGGCGGCGGCGAGGAUGCUGACCGGGAGGCUGUGGGUGCCGCUCCUGCUGGCGCUGGGCGUGGGGAGCGGCAGCGGCGGCGGGGACAGCGGGCGGCGCCGCCUCCUCGCGGCUAAAGUGAACAAGCACAAGCCAUGGAUUGAGACUUCAUACCACGGAGUCAUAACAGAGAACAACGACACAGUCAUUUUGGACCCACCAUUGGUCGCCCUGGAUAAAGAUGCACCAGUUCCUUUUGCAGGAGAAAUCUGUGCAUUCAAGAUACAUGGCCAGGAGUUGCCCUUUGAGGCCGUGGUGCUCAACAAGACGUCUGGAGAAGGCCGGCUCCGUGCCAAGAGCCCCAUCGACUGUGAGCUGCAGAAGGAGUACACGUUCAUCAUCCAGGCCUAUGACUGUGGCACAGGGCCCCGGGAGACAGCCUGGAAGAAGUCUCACAAGGCUGUGGUCCAUAUCCAGGUGAAGGACGUCAAUGAGUUUGCUCCCACCUUCAAAGAGCCAGCCUACAAGGCUAUUGUGACGGAGGGCAAGAUCUAUGACAGCAUCCUGCAAGUGGAGGCCAUCGAUGAAGACUGCUCCCCCCAGUAUAGCCAGAUUUGCAACUAUGAAAUUGUCACGACUGAUGUGCCUUUUGCCAUCGACAGGAAUGGAAAUGUCAGAAACACGGAGAAGCUGAGCUAUGACAAGCAGCACCAGUAUGAGAUCCUAGUAACCGCCUACGACUGUGGACAGAAGCCCGCCGCGCAGGACACCCUGGUGCAGGUGGACGUGAAGCCAGUUUGCAAGCCUGGCUGGCAAGACUGGACCAAGAGGAUUGAGUACCAGCCUGGUUCAGGGAGCGUGCCCUUGUUCCCCAGCAUCCACCUGGAGACGUGCGACGGGGCCGUGUCCUCCAUCCAGAUCACCACGGAGCUGCAGACCAACUACAUUGGGAAGGGCUGUGACCGGGAGACCUACUCUGAGAAGUCCCUUCAGAAAUUAUGUGGAGCUUCCUCUGGCAUCAUUGACCUCUUGCCAUCCCCCAGUGCUGCCACCAACUGGACCACAGGACUGCUGGUGGACAGCAGUGAAAUGAUCUUCAAGUUCGAUGGCAGGCAGGGUGCCAAGAUCCCUGACGGAGUUGUGCCCAAGAACCUGACCGACCAGUUCACCAUCACCAUGUGGAUGAAGCACGGCCCCAGCCCUGGUGUGAGAGCCGAGAAGGAAACCAUCCUCUGCAACUCAGAUAAAACCGAGAUGAACCGGCAUCACUACGCGCUGUACGUGCACAACUGCCGCCUCGUCUUCCUCUUGCGCAAGGACUUUGACCAGGCAGACACCUUCCGCCCCGCGGAGUUCCACUGGAAGCUGGACCAGAUUUGUGACAAAGAAUGGCAUUACUAUGUCAUCAAUGUGGAGUUUCCUGUGGUCACCUUAUACAUGGAUGGAGCAACGUAUGAACCAUACCUGGUGACUAACGAUUGGCCCAUUCAUCCAUCUCACAUUGCCAUGCAACUGACAGUCGGCGCUUGUUGGCAAGGAGGAGAAGUCACCAAGCCACGCUUUGCUCAAUUCUUCCAUGGCAGCCUGGCCAGUCUCACCAUCCGCCCUGGCAAAAUGGACAGUCAGAAGGUGAUUUCCUGCCUGCAGGCCUGCAAGGAAGGGCUGGAUAUUAAUUCCCUGGAAAGCCUGGGCCAAGGAAUAAAGUAUCAUUUCAACCCCUCGCAGUCUGUCCUGGUGAUGGAAGGUGACGACAUCGGAAAUAUCAACCGUGCCCUCCAGAAGGUCUCCUACAUCAACUCCAGGCAGUUCCCAACUGCGGGUGUGCGGCGCCUGAAAGUCUCUUCCAAAGUCCAGUGCUUUGGAGAAGAUGUGUGUAUCAGCAUCCCUGACAUGGAUGCCUACGUGAUGGUGCUGCAGGCAGUCGAGCCCCAGAUCACCCUCCACGGCACAGACCGCUUCUGGAGACCCGCUGCCCAGUUUGAAAGUACCAGAGGGGUGAUCCUCUUCCCUGACAUCAAGAUUGUGAGCACCUUCGCCAAAGCUGAGGCUCCCAGUGACUUGAAGACCACAGGUACAGCCCCCAAAUCAGCAGUUUUAGAAGAAAUGCUUCACAACUUAGAUUUCUGUGACAUUUUAGUGCUGGGAGGGGACUUGGACCCCAGACAGGAGUGCUUGGAGCUCAACCACAGUGAGCUCCACCAGCGACACCUGGACGCCACCAACUCCACAGCAGGUUACUCCAUCUACGGUGUGGGCUCCAUGAGUCGCUACGAGCAGGUUCUGCGUCACAUCCGUUACCGCAACUGGCGUCCAGCUGCCCUGGAGUCCCGGCGCUUCAGGAUCAAGUGCUCAGAACUCAACGGGCGCUACACUAGCAAUGAGUUCAACCUGGAGGUCAGUGUCCUCCAUGAGGUCAGAGUCUCGGACACUGAGCACGUCAACCACCUUAUCGCGCAGCCGCCCUUCCUCCAGUCCAUCCACCACCCGGAGUCCCAGACUAGCAUCCAGCACAGUUCAGUGGUCCCGAGCAUUGCCACAGUGGUCAUCAUCAUCUCCGUGUGCAUGCUAGUGUUUGUCGUGGCCAUGGGCGUGUACCGGGUCCGGAUCGCCCACCAGCACUUCAUCCAGGAGACUGAGGCUGCCAAGGAAGCAGAGAUGGACUGGGAUGAUUCUGCGCUCACUAUCACAGUCAACCCCAUGGAGAAACACGGAGCCCCAGGGCGUGGGGAAGAGGAGACCGAGGAAGAGGAGGAGGAGGAAGAAGCGGAGGAAGACCUUAGCUCCAGCAGCAGCGAGUCGGAGGGCAGUGACGAGGAGGAGGAGGAAGGGUCCGGCAGGGGCAGACACGGUCAGAGUGGAGCCAAGAAAGCCCAGCUGGAGUGGGACGACUCCACCCUCCCCUACUAGUGCCCGGGGCCACGCCCACCCGCCUGUCCGUUUUGUAAGCCCCGCCCCGAUGUACACCGCAGCCUAUCACAUGUCACCUCUGAUUUCCAUGAUGGUCCGCGCAGGCCUUCCCCAGCAUUCUGGAACCCACGUUUUACGCCCUGGGCUCUGCUCGUGUCCCAGUCCUGGGGCAGUUUCCAGAAGCCCAGCGUCAUCCUUAGGGGGAACUUCAGGGUGAACGUUUUCCUGUGACACCCACUUCUCUGGCCCAGGGCUCACCCAGCAUUCUGUUAACCAGAUCUGUGGGUUCUCUCUGUUUGCUCUUCCCAGUAGGGGAGAAGAUCAGCCUUUAUGUUGCUCCCCAACUUGGGGGCUCCGCGUCCCCAGGGCUCUUAAGUUCCAACCCACUGUGCGAGUGCGGACUCCAUGUUCUCUCCAAACAGUCUGGCAGAUUCUCCUCACCUGACUCUCUAGGCUGCUUCCUACAGGCAGGGUAGUCAGACUCUACACCCCGGAGGUCUAAGUCCUCUGCACGUCAAAGGAACAUCCUUACCCAGGUGGAAUUAAGUUUGCAGGACAGGUUUGCUUGGGCUCCCCUCACCCCACACACACAUCCGCUCUCUCAUUUUGGAGAGCCUUUUCCUUUGUUCUUCUUGAGGCCAUAGAAGCUUAUAUGAAAAGUCCAAAACCAAGAAUAGGUCCUUGGCCACAGCAGGGUCUGGUUCCUGCCAAAGUGCUCUGAAAAUCUGCCUUGCUGGCGGCCACUGAGCCCCGCAGGGCUGCCCUGCUGGCAGCUCCCACCACAGGACACCAUGGAGGCCAGAAAGCAUUCCACGCAGCUACUGCCCCCGGCAGCAACUGAGACAGACCUACAACUGGGGAGCAGAAGGAAGGGCUGAGGAGAAGUACGGCUGGGCUGCAUGGUGGAAACAGCUGGGUGAUGAGGGUGGCUGGGCCCUCCCAGGCCAGAAGGUGGCCCCAAAGUGGACAAGGCUCUCACCAUCUAGUCUUAGGGUCCCUCAUCCCCUAGUUCACAGUUCUGCCUCUUGAGAAGAUACAUUCCUCUUGAAUGUAUUGGAACAAGCAUGGACUGCGUCGAAUCUAAAAUAAGAGUUUGGAGAUUAAACUGCUAGGAAUUAGAAGCAUGUUUGCCAUAAUAACAGCUUCUUUUUUCUUCUCAGAAAAGGAGCAACGCCUUAGGUGGACGGCAGAUAUAUCCAAAAACCUAGUUUCAUUCUUUCUUCUUUUUUUAAAUAAGAAAAUCUUUUCCAUCUCCAUCUUAACGUGGACACUUUUGGAGGAGAGUUGUUGCUAUAGUAACUGGUUUGUGAUCUUUUGUGGCCAAGAAGAUAGCAGGCAAGAACUAGAGCUGUUAUAGGACUUCCACGAGGCUCUGCGAAUGUCUUUGUUUCAAAUGUCUUGGGCUUUUUUGUCCUUAGUAUGUAUGGUCUGUCCGCGAACUCUCCCCACACCCAUUCCCCAACCAUCUCAUAUUGGUUUGGCACAGCAAUGAGCUGGUCCAUAGGCACAGGGCAUUCAGCUUCGAAAGAAAGGUCAGAAUCUAUUCACUCUACUUGCUGUGUUACCAACUCAGAACUUAUGAAGGGGGACCACCGUCAGUGUCCUUUAGUCUGACCUCCACCCAGUGAGGAUCCAUGACAGGUCUUUCUGAUUCAAGGAAACCUUCUGAUUUGAGGAAACCACCUUAGGCAGUUUUUUCCAUCGCCUAGAGUGUUUUUUGCAUCUAUUCUCUCCUUCAAGCCUCCAAUAAUCCUAUGAGGUAGUGGGGACAUCUAUUAUUAGACCCAUUUUCAUGUUGAGUAAACUGAGCUUCAGAGAUUCAGCAUCUUGCUCAGAGUUUUUCUGAUGCAUCAACUAGAUGGGACUCCCCACCAUCCACUCCUUGCCUAGGGCCUGCCACUCUGAUUCUACUUAUUUGUGUUCAUGAACCAAGAGGCAUUGCUAGGAAUCUGCUGUGUGCUAAGCACUCUACCAGCAGCUGUGGGAAAGGAAGAAAGCAGACAAUAAACUCUUCCAACCUUUAAAGGACUUGAUAGCUGCAGAGGAGAAAUAGGCAUAGAAAUCAUGUAAGAGACAAAUGCAGAGGGAGAGGGAGAAGUUGCAGGAAGAAGAUGGACUCAUUCACAAACUCAACCCAUGCUCUCAUUUUUCCCUUCUUAGAAGAAGCACUAGCAGAACUUUGUGGUUUUUCUAUUCAUUGACUGGAAAUAAGCGCCUCUGUGAAUUUCCCCAAUAGCCCUUUUCUGUCAGGCUGGGUCUAUGCAUCUACUAGAAGAAAAUCUCGGGAUUUUACUCCUUACAGUCCCCUUAGUUAAACAGAGAUCCUUUAGUUGGGCCUUCAGGAGCUAACAGAAGUCUUGCAAAAUUAUAACAGUAAAAUGAAUACUGUAUGGAUAUGUUUAAAGCCAAUUCUUGUGGAAUUGGAUUUUUGUUUAAAAUAUUUAAGUCUGGUGUUCAGGAGAGUGCUUUCUUCUGCUAGGUCUUUCGGUUUGGUUGGGGUGGGGAAGGUGGUCCCCAUGCCUUCUGCUGCCUCAAAUGGCUACAUCACUUAUUUACGGCUGAGUGAGCUGUUUGGGGCACAAAAAACCAUUAUACGUUUGGGGACUUUUGGAGGGAAGGGAGCAGGUGAAAGUAGCACUUGGCCAGGGCAGCGCAGUCGAUUCACUUGUGACAGGACUCAUAUGCAGAGAAACAGUGGGGUCAGGUCAGAGCCCUUUCUGUCUGCUCCCACUGUGGGAGAUCAGCCUGUAUUGCCAGCCCUGAGGAUGAGGCACCUGAGAUACUGCUGGGUCUGUGGGUGUUUAUGGUGUUCCCAGCACCGAACUCAGCCCCACAGGUGAGAACAAGAAGGGGCAACUAUAUAAAAGUAGCAGAAGCUCCAGGGAGUGUCCAGGAAGUGGUGAGUAACAUAAAUUGCCAUCUCUCAAGGAUUCUAACCACAGGUGAAAAAUGCCAUUCAUCAGUCCAGCGUUUUCCAGUCUCCAUCUGUUGGCAUGUAGGAACCCAAACUCCCAGAUGGCCGGAUACCCUGCGGCCUCUCACCCAGACAGCAGCAGCAGCAGAUGUCCAUCUGGACAGGAAGGAACAGCUGACCAGUUUGUCCACAGGACAGACCAUUGCUUGUCUUGCCAAGCAGAUGCCCAGAUCCUGCUCUCUGGAGGUUGGAAACUCAUAGGCUGAAACCUCAGGUGACAAGGAAGAAGAGAAGGAGGAGGUUGAUGGGAAAGGCUAGUACAGAAUGAGUUGCCCUAGUGGAGUAAAGCAAUCAACUAGUUGGCCACCUGCGUUAAAUAAUACUAAGUACACUCUAGUAGGUUUAAUCAAGUGCUAUAAAUCUGACCGAGGCCUCAGUUCGUCUAGUUACCAAAAGUGUGAUUUCUGCCAAAAGUGGGUUCUGCUUUCACCACCUCUGUCUUAAAUAUAUACAGUCAUUCUAUCAAGCAGGGCUUAGCCCACACAGCUCUGCUUGUAGUAAGGGCUGUGACCUGGCAGAUCUGGACCCUGCAGGGAGAUGGACUCCUGGAAGGGAAGUAAUGUACCCUGUUCUUAUACAUAUGGCAGGAUUGGCAGACUUCACCUGGAAGGAGCAAGUUGGUGAUAUCUUGGAUUUUUCAGGCCAUAAGGUCUCUGUCGCAAGUAUUCUACCCUGCCAUGGUAGCAUGAACCAGCUACAGACAAUACACUUAAAUGGAUGAAUAUGGCUAUAUUAAAAAAAAAAAAAACACUUUAUUUAUGAACACUAAAAAAUCAGGCAGUUUGAAUUCAUAUUAUUGUCAGAUGUCACAAAAAUUUAUUACUUGUUUGACUUUUAUUUUGCAGUAUUUAAAAACAGAAAUAACUGAGUCCAUGGACCUUACAGAAACUAGCAGCUGGGCAGAUUCAGCCCUGGGGCCACAAUUUGCACACCUCAACCGUGUGUGUGUGGAAAGCAGCCUUCCAGCCUUUCAUUUGCCAAGAGAAAGCAGGUAUCUUAGGCCCUCCCAUUAACUACUCAGGGGUCAUUGCCUCCAAAAUGAACAGCAAAUAAUGCAUAGUCCUUAACUAAACUGUUUUUAAAAUCCAUGUUCCAGAGGGAAAACAAAAACAAAAACCAAAAAAUAACUUGUUACUAGUUGAAUUGACUCAAGCUCAGGCAAGCAUUCGUCAAGAGCCAAAAGCCUGGGAUCCAGGAACCCGCUGACCGCUGAGCAUGAAGCCCACUGAGCUAAGUGCUGGCUCCCAGGUGCAGGGCCUUCCCCCAACAACUCAGCCCAUAAUGAUUUCUAAGCAGGAAUGUUCAUUAUCUCAGACUGAUUUCCAUUCAGCCCUGCUCAUGCCAUUGCUAUAAAAAUGAUCUAAAAAACUUGUGACUGUUUAAAUCAAUACAGCAUAAUCAGUUGAAAGCCCAGCCGGGCACACUUCAAAAUUAGCAGUCUUCUUGGCUGUAUGAGUCAACAUUAGCCAAAGGAAGAAAAGGAAAACAGGAGAACUUUCUUCUUAACCAUCCCCUUAUUUGAAUUAACCAGAUCAGUUUUACUUAAAAAAAAAAAGAGAGAGAGAGAGAGAGAGCUGGUCUAAUCCUUUGAAAAAAAAUGUACCAGUGCAAUGUAGAUGCUUUUCAGGGAAGACCAUCCUGAGGUCUUUGGGGGACCCCCUAAGCCUCCUGUGAUGCACCCUGGCAGGCUCAAGAUGCUACAGCAUUCUCCAUUGGCAUCAGACAUUUAUCAAGGCUGACAAGCCAAAGCCCUGGGCACAAUUUAAUUUUCAUGUAACCACUUUCUGUUGUCCAGCUGUGGGCAAAGGCAAUGAGUAAUGAAAGUUUUGAAAUCUACUCCAGCACCUUCAUUUCCCUGCCCUUAUUUGCUUUACUUUAUAAAUUCAUUCUGUACCUGCUUUAUAGAUCUUGUUCUGGUUUUCCUUGGGGCGCCAACCAGAAAGAAGAGUUGGCUUGGUAACAAGUGGGUUAGAAGCCAAACUUGACUCUUCCAGGGAGACGAAAAGAGAUAGAAGAUGUUACCUUCAUGAGCACCCCAGAAAGCAAUCAGACACCCCCUGUAUGCCAUGAGCAAACAGAUGGGAUUCUGUGUUUGCCGCUCUGUUCAAUGUAAUUCAGAAAAGCCUUGCUCAGCCCCUAUGGCGUGCCAGGCCCUGUGCCAGGAAUGGGGAAGGGAGGAUGGAUGAGUGGUGGUUUUACCUGUGAGGAUCUUCCAAGCUGCUGGGAUGUUUCCUCUGCCCUGUUGGAGGCUGUCCACAAGCAGUCCGGAUGGUGGGGACAGAAGUUGGGAUUGGGAGAGGGGGAUAGCUUGCUUUGGCAGUUCUCCAACUGUGUCAGGAGGUAGGUGGGAACCCUGCCACACGUUGCUGAGGCCAAGUGGAGAACUUUCUAGGGAUGUAGGCAGCCUUAUCCUACAUGUUUCUUUUUUUUUUUUUUUCAUUUAUUUAUGUUAGUUAGAGGCUAAUUACUUUACAAUAUUGUAAUGGUUUUUCUUAAUUCCAUUCCAGGCUGAUUCAGCUCGCCUGUAGAUGGAAGCCAGUCACCCUGCCUACAAGGCAGAAAUAGCAUGGCCAAGGGCUGAGAUUCAGUGAAACCAGCCAAAGGAAGUUCAUAUGUAGAAACAGCAGGCAGCCAGACAUUGGAAGUUAGGAAGGGCAACCCAGGUCCAGGAGCCAGCAUGAGCCUAGAUCUACAGCCUAGGUGGAACAGCCUGGGGUUCGGAGGUCCCAGGUUAGAGCUGAAGAAGGAAAAAUGGCUGAGUUGUGAGGACCUACUGCAGGUUCACACCCCAUGCUAUGGAAUCCAGGCUCUCAAGGUGUCCUUAGGCCAAGGCAGUAGCAUCACCUGGGAUCAAAUGAGAAAUACAAAUUCCUGGGCCCCACCCAAGACCCGCUGAACCAGAAACUGGGGUGGUGUCUGGCACCUGUGUGUUAAGGAGCUCUCUGAUUCUGAUGCACACUAAGGUUUCAGGACCACUGAUCCAGAGGAUGAGAAGAAAGAUUAAAGCUGCCAUUGGGAGCCGAUGACUAUUAACAAGAUUUUUUUUAAAUUGUGUACUGAUGAGAAUGCUGAAACAGACUGCCCCACCUCUCUCCUGGGUCCUCCAGGCUCUAAUCCACUCUCUCUCUGAGUCAGUGGUUUCCGGGAACCCUGGUCCUAGUCCCAAUUCCGCUCCUCCCCUAGGGCAUGAACCACUCCCUGCUGGUCUGGCCCCACUCACCCUGGAGAAAGACAGCCCAGGAGAAGCUGCAGCGAGGCCACCCAGCCAUAGGGAGGCCACCUUCCAGGGUCCUAUAAGAUGAGUGGCCUCCUUCACGUCUGUAUUUUAAGGGGAAACAAUUAAACUGCAGUACACUGGUGGAGUGGCCCAGGGCCUUGCAGGAGUGGAGCCAGGUCAGUUAAGGACACAGCCAGGUGAUUGUAGCAUGGCUCCAUUUGUAAUGAGACAGUGCCAUGCGGUGUCACAUGCAGCCACUAAAUCAGAUGGGGAAUGAAUGGCUUUUCUUGGAAGGGCAGUAACUCACUCUGGAUGCUACUGAAAGUAGAAAACAAAACCCCAAAACAAAUGUGCAGCCUUCCCUACAAAUAAUGUCUUGGCCCUCAAAUUUCUAAGACCUACAAAGGUGCCAGGCUCCACCAAUGCCCUUUCCCCCCAUCAACUGGAUCCCUGAGGUCCACCUUUUAUUGAUUUAGUUUCUAGAUUAGGUUUAAACUGUGAAGGUCCACAAACCUUUGGAAGGAACUAGUUGGCGCCCUAUUAGUCAUUUACACCUAGCUCUGGGGUACUGAAUCUGUCUUCAUGUAUGGAUUUUUGGGAAUCAGAGAAUGGGGUGCUGGGCCUUGGGGUGGAAGCACAGAGAGAAACGGGCUGGGAAGGAGCCCAGAUACAUGACCUCAGAGAUCCAGCAUCUACUGUUUAACUCCUACGAACCCCCAUCCCCUCCUGAUCAGACUCAUUCCUGGUCCUCUCAGCCAUCUCCUUGCUGAUACCUCCCAAAUGCCACCCCCUCUCCCCAGGACACCUCUGUUUCUCCAAUCCAGCUUGGAAAAGAUCUUCUAAUUAAAUGUCCAGUGUCCUAAAACCACAAAGAUCCUAUUGGGAUUAACUCAUCUCUCAUAGAUUAGAAUAUACUGACAAGGGCAAAUGGGGCUGGCCAGUAGUGUGCUGGGGGAAGAGAGAGGGGAGAAUCAGCCAGACCCAAGAGGGGAAGGUAAAGCAUUCCUUCAUGUCACUUAGAUCCAGGAGAGCCUCUGUUCACAAGCUGGCCUCUUUGUGAGUUCUCUCAUGAAACAUUUCUCGCCCAUGACCUUAAGGCAACGUUAUAUGUUUCCCUGAGGUUAGUCACUUAUUACAAAGGCUCCCGUGGGACAAAAGCUCCCAUGGGGGUGGCAGAAAGAGGAUGGAGAGGCCUUCAGUAGUUCCAGGAGCAGGUGGGUUUUGUUCUUAUUGGCAGGCAGGACAGGGACACACCGUGAACUGAGGGUGAGGACACAGAUCUAGCCAUGACAUCAGGUAGAGUGAGUGAAUAAGGGGGAGUGUUCAUUGAAGUCCUAGAUAUAGGUGGGACACACGCAGUGUGGCACUGGGCAGGACAUAACAGCCAUUUACAUUAGCCAGAAACACCAGAGAAAAUCAUGUCCCAAUACCAGCAGUUCCUCCCAUCUUGAGGAGCAGUGGGGAGCUGGUACCUCUGGACGCUGAGGUGCCACAUGUCCAGAAUCAGGGCCCACUCCAUGAAAACUUUCCGUUGAGUGAAAAGGAACCACCGCCCUCAUUUUCCAGGCACCAGAGGGGGCGACUAGAACACUAGAAAACGUGCUUGUGUAAGGCUAGGAUGGCUCCCUGGCUGUGGCCUCCUCGGCUGCCCCAGGCCCCUCCUCAAAGCGAGAAGAGAAACGUAUCUAUCGCAACACCCUGGGUGUCUAGCAAGGCACCUCGGCCACAGCAUGUGCUCUAUACAUGCUGAAGUAAAUGGAAUAGCAGAGAUCACUUAACCUCCAUGAAUUUGGGGUUUGAAAAAUUAAGAUGCUACAAUGAGGGAGGAUGGCUCUAUCUUUUCUCUCCGUAUACAAGUCCAGGUCCUUUAUAAAUUCAGGUGGAGGAGGACAGAAGUGCAGUAGAGAAAGGGGAGCACUCCUGCUGCCCCAGUGGAGGAAGAAGAGAGUGGGGUUUUUUGGAGAGGGACCCUCUCCCAGCUAUAACCAGUAACAGGAGCCCCUAGGCAAGGAGCCGGGGUAGGUGGGCCUUGAUGAGCCGACUGGCUUUGCCCCAAAGGUCAUGGGCAGCAUCCUGACCGAGGAGAGAAAGUCAUACUCUGUUAAUGCCUGUGCUGCUCUUCAGGCCCUUUUAUCAGAUUCACUGCAGAGGAGAUUCAUCAAGAUGAAGCUCAGUUCCCAACAGACUAAUGAAAAGAGGGCAACAGACAUGAGAAGAGCUGAAAGGCAGACGGUGUGUAUUAAUCACAGGCAAGAGAAACAUGUCAGCUCUAAUGUCUGUUUGCUUUUAUCUUGAAACAAAAAUGCAUCUUGGCUGCCAAGACCUUUUUUCCUGAGCAUUUCAGAACAGAAAUGGGACGCACACAUGCAUGCAUAUGCACACACACACAAAUUGGAGGGUUCUUUUUCCCCAAUGGGAAGAACUCUCAGAGAAAUGAGCCCACAGGUUGUGUGUAUUUGCAGAAGCAGAGAACCAACCAUAAGUCUCAGCUACAGGCUCCAGCCCCUCUUACAGAAAAGGGAAUGAAAAGGAGGAGAUAUCAACCCUGGGAAAGGGUUAAUAGCUCUCUGAUGCGGGGCUCUGCCUGUGCUUGAGGGAGGGGGCAGGGUCACAGAUGUGAAUGUAAUGAUGAAUGUCCACCUCUGAGACAAAAGUACAUCCAUCCUGGUGGGUCUGGAACGAAGGAUCAGGAGCCCCACCCCCAACCCCAACUCCCUUACAUGGCUGCAGAGGAGGCUCUGACAUGUGGGAUUCGGGAGAGGUCAUGCCCAUUUUCACUAAUUUCAAAUGCUGGAAAUAAAGCAGAAGCAUUUAGGAGAUCAGGAAACCAGACUUGCUACCCAGGACUGACUACUCAAAAAACAAGAGAAGAGAUUGAGGGGAAAGGUGACUCAGAGUUGGGAGAGGGAACAGGUGAGGCUGAGGAAGAGUGACAGCAAGAGGGACAUGGCUCCUUGGGGAAGCCAGAGGAUUGCUCUAGAUUGACAGCUGUAGAAUCCAAGGUUCAGCCAAGGAUGGGUGAGUCUGGUCAUGUGACUGCUGAGGCAAGCAAAUCAAUCGCUUCCAAACUGAGUCGUUUGAAGCUGAUUUCAGUUCUGGAUGAACUAGUUAUUACGGAUCAAUCCACUUGACUGCUUCCAGCCUGGCUUCAGUGGCUUCCAAAAGGGGUUGUUGGUGGUCUCUACUGGACAGACUUGAUAGGAGAUGGAAGAAAAACAGUUGAUGAGUUUAGAAAAGAAACUGCAUGCAGAAAUCAGUUGUUUUCAAAGACAUCUGUAGGUAGUAGAGUGGAUAUGUUAUAUUGGUAUGGACGUUAUAAUGUCAGUAAGGUAAGAGUCAAAAUGAUUUGGGACAUAUGUUUGGAAAAUUAGUAUAUUAAAUAUAAAUUUUCAGACAAGUAGCUAAGGACAGCUAAAUAUGUGUCAUAUAUAUAUAUACACACACACAUAUAUAAAAUGAAGAAAUAAGUGAGGUGUAAAAUGAAGAUGUCAAUGGUUCACAUUUUAAAUUCCUUAGAAGCCCUGGUUUGGAUGUUAUGCUUUUUCUUACUGUUAUUCUUGCUCUCAAAACACUGGCACAUAGUAAGAGUUUGGUAAACGCUUAGAAAUUGAAGGUCCAGCUUGUUGCCACUUAGUAGACGGUAGUAUCACCCUGCUGCUGCUAUUUAGUCAGUAAGUCAUGUCUGAGUCUUUGCGACCCCAUGGACUGUAGCCUGCUGGGCUCUUCUGCAUGGGGUUUCCCAGACAGGAACACUGGAGUGAGUUGCCAUUUCCUUCUCCAGGGGAUCUUCCCAACCUAGGGAUGGAACCUGCAUCUCCUGCUUGGCAGGCAGAUUCUUUACCAAUCAGUCACCUGGGAAGCCCUAGAAUCAACACACCCCAAGUUAAAUGAGUUGCAGAGAAGCAGGUCAGCCACAUCCCCCUUGUAGAUCAUCACAGCUGGAUGAGAAGCUUUUGUGGAUUCACAGAUUCGGCAUCCUGUCAGCCAGCUGCAAGUCUUGGGUCAGGCUCUCUGGUAGUGAUCACUGACAGAAUGUUACAGUAAGUCAGUCAGUACCACUAAAGCCACAUCUGCAUAACUCCCAGCAAGAUAUUUCUACAAGGAACAGGGCUAGGGGCUCUCUUCCUGUGGUCUCUGCCAUUUCCUAGAUACUCAAUGAAAUGCUGUGGAAUUUUGCCAACUUCAGUUCUGGAGCUAAAUGAAAAGGUUCUGGGCUCAGCUGAUCUCAAAGGUCUAGAGAUUUCUUCUCCCUUAUCCAGAGCUACCACCGGCAUUUAGAAGCCUUGGAUGACUGUUUAUUCCAAUCUGCCUGACCACAGUGGGUGGGGGAAAGGUCCUGUGAGCUUUCUCUCCUCAGAACCUCUGUGGUGUUGACACUAUAGACAGAGGAAGGGCCAGCAGCAUCAUUCUAUAGAAUCACCUUUAAUCACCAUCACUGUCUAGACAGUUUCUGCCAGUGAGGCCAGAGUGCCUCUCGCCAUGGCCAUCUGCAGCUCCAUGGCUGGGCCAGUGUGUACCUGACACAUGUCAGACUUCUGAGAUCUUCUAGCUGUCUCAGAGUGAAUUCCUUCAAUUUAGAAAAUGGGUUUAUUUACUAAAUAUACUAUUGUGUGUGUAUGAGUGUGAUAAAAGGCAAACUCUGGACUAUCUCAUUAGAAAGAUGCAUUUAUACUGAAUCUAAUUUCAGGGGAUCAUGCUGUCAUCUUGCUCAUUGAGCAAGAUUGCCCAGUCACAGAGGAAAAUGCCCUUUUGCCUCCCCCCACCCUCUCUCAGCUCCCCUCCCCUGCCUAAUUGAGUUGUCGGAUCCACUCCAGGCUGACACGAGGUGAGGCGCACCGAGAAGCUGUAUGUAUAUAAAGAUAUAAGAAGAAAUAAGAACCAUCAUAGGAAUCUGUUGGGCUCCUUCCCAUGACUGUGAUCUUACCCGUGUGUGAAUCACAAACUUUGAAUUUCUAACAAUUCAGAUUCUUGCUGUUUCCAAGUAAUUUGUUAAAUGCCUAUUCAACACAGAUAUUUAUUUUCAGCCUUGGCUUGUAAAUGCCUACAAACUGAUUCAUGUUGGUGGUCAUUAUGACACUUUCUGUGAAUUGGUGAAUAAAUAUGAUUUUCAAAUUUCACAG
Cervus elaphus (red deer) is the source of this 14365-nucleotide messenger RNA. It is a transcript of the gene CLSTN2, whose product is annotated as calsyntenin 2. Bases 184 to 3054 code for a protein of 956 amino acids. The transcript has 17 exons. The record is from RefSeq and is a predicted model, not a curated record. Gene Ontology annotation, molecular function: X11-like protein binding; kinesin binding; calcium ion binding. NCBI's taxonomy places the organism in Eukaryota, Metazoa, Chordata, Mammalia, Artiodactyla, Cervidae. Gene Ontology annotation, biological process: positive regulation of synaptic transmission; homophilic cell-cell adhesion; positive regulation of synapse assembly. Gene Ontology annotation, cellular component: postsynaptic membrane; cell surface.